Molecule: messenger RNA, 2346 nt
Organism: Amborella trichopoda
Lineage: Eukaryota; Viridiplantae; Streptophyta; Magnoliopsida; Amborellales; Amborellaceae
Product: phosphoadenosine phosphosulfate (PAPS) reductase family protein
Biological process (GO): FAD biosynthetic process
Molecular function (GO): FMN adenylyltransferase activity
Source: RefSeq, a predicted model, not a curated record
AUCAGAGAAGAGAGAGGAUCGGUUUCUCCCUCGUCUCUUCAAGCUGAGGAAAUCCGUUAACAGACGUGAAGGUCACGACCGUUUUCCGGGGGCUACGACAAAAAAAAUCCGACCACAGGGAAAGGCCCAGCCGAAAAACUGCCGCUUGAGGGCUGUUUCUGUCAUCGAACUUGGCCGUGAAACCACCAUUAUUUACAGAGAGCACCUUUCAUUUCUUGAAGCUUGGAGAUUCGUGUUCUAUAGAAUACGGUUGAGAGAAUGGAUAUCGUUAGAGCAAUUCAGGGAAGCCAGGAUCGAAGGCUGGUGACCAAAUACAACAAUGCCAUCUAUGUCAUACAAAGGGCUCUUGCAUUAUACUCGUUCGAGGAAGUUGCUUUCAGCUUCAACGGAGGGAAAGAUUCAACUGUCUUACUGCAUCUCCUUCGAGCUGGGUAUGCUCUACAAGAGGACCGAGCUGGUUGUUUGAAUGUGGAGUGCAGUAACUCAAAGUUGAAACAUCCAAUACGAACUAUCUAUUUUGAGAGUCCCUGUGCAUUCCUUGAAAUCAAUGCAUUCACUUAUGAAACGGCAGCUGCUUAUGACUUGCAGUUGGAAAUUAUUCGCCUCGAUUUCAAAGCUGGUUUGGAGGCACUACUUAGGGAAAAGCCUGUAAAAGCCAUCUUUCUUGGUACCCGUAUUGGUGACCCUAAUGCGGUUGGUCAAGAACAGUUUUCACCAAGUUCACCUGGAUGGCCGCCAUUUAUGAGAGUGAAUCCCAUCUUGGAUUGGUCCUACAGAGACGUGUGGGCUUUUCUAUUAACAUGCAAGGUUCCUUACUGCAAGCUUUAUGACCAAGGAUAUACCUCAAUUGGGAGCAUACAUGAUACAGUGCCAAAUGCUUUAUUGUGCAUCAGUGAUUCCUCUAGCGAUGAAGAGAAAUUCAGACCAGCAUAUCUGCUGCCCGAUGGAAGACUUGAGAGAGCCGGGAGAGCAAAGAAGUUGAGUGGUGUACCAUCUCUGAGUAAUGGCCUAAGCAACAUAGAUUUACAUGACAACAACAUACGCACAGCAUCAGUCAUUGGAGUAGGUGAUGAGAUACUGUUUGGGAAGGUGGCUGACCAGCUAGGUCCAUCCUUGUGCAGAAAACUUCAUUCAAUAGGCUGGGCAGUGACACAUGUUGCAGUUGUACGAAAUGAUGUGGAUUCUGUAGCUGAAGAAGUUGAAAGACAAAAGGCUGCCAAUGAUAUGGUAUUUGUGUUUGGCGGUGUGGGUCCCAUGCAUUCUGAUGUCUCAAUGGCUGGUAUUGCAAAGGCUUUUGGAGUACGUUUGGCUCCUGAUGAAGAGUUUGAAGAGUAUCUUCGCCAUCUUAUUGGGGAAGAAUGCUCAGGGGACCGUAAUGAGAUGGCUUUAUUGCCAGAGGGCAUUACAGAGUUAUUGCACCAUGACACUCUUCCAGUGCCUCUGAUCAAAUGCCAUAAUGUGAUAAGCCUUUCUUCAACAAAUGAGGACGAGUUGGACAAACAAUGGGGUUGUCUGCUGGAAAUGAAUGCAAGCAGUGGCCUCAUAGAGCUAAUGGCACCAUUUGGGUCAAAGUACUUGUGUACAAGACUUUCUGAUGUAGCGCUGGCUCAACCAUUGUCAAAGCUUUGUCUUGAGUUUCCAGAUCUUUAUAUUGGUUGUUAUCGCAAAGCCAGAACUGGAAGUGGAUCGACCAUCAUUAGUUUUAUGGGAAAGAACCAAGCAAGAGUAGAUUCAGCGGUGGACAAACUUUGCAGUAUGUUUUUUCCAUCGGCCUUCUCAGAAACUGAAAGUGGCUGACCUUUUGCUUCUAUAUUGGCAUUAGAAAUUAGCCUGAGGAUGAUCGGGGGAAGUUUUAGUGCCAUGUGAACAGAACCGCAGCAGUCAUCACCUAUCAAAUUCUACUUGUGGAGAUGUCUCAGAAAGUUUGCCCCCCAUAAUGUUUAAAGUAAAAAUGAUGGGCUCAUCAUCAGCAAAGACGAGCUCUCUGGUACAGAUAUUCGCUCUUUGACAAAAUGGUUUAUUUAAUUGCUGCUUCAAUUAAUUAAUUGAAACAGUUUGAAGUCCUCAAUUAGUUCAAAAAAUAAUUAAAAGAAAAAGAAGAUAAAGGUCUCUCAAUCCCUCUACUCAUGACCUUGAGCUUUGGGAUUAGUACUUGAUACUUUGAUCUAUGACUACUUCGCCGAAUCAAUUGGAAUGUACUUGUAAACCUGGAGAUUAUAACUCCAUUGAGGUGCCCAAAUUCAGUGAAUUUUGGAUCAAAUAAAAGGGGUUAGCAAUAUGUUACUUGCGUAUGUUGUAAUCAACAUUUUACAUUUAUUGAAGUUGCACUCACUGCUCUCUCUGUUU